This is a messenger RNA of Linum trigynum, 1772 nucleotides long. Lineage: Eukaryota; Viridiplantae; Streptophyta; Magnoliopsida; Malpighiales; Linaceae. The record is from the annotation of a GenBank genome assembly.
UCCUAUUAUUGCCCAUCAUCAUAUAUAUAUAUAGAUUUAAUGUUAUGGAAACAAUAUCUACAAGAGAAAAAGGUUAUGAAAGCAAUAUAAAAACAAAGAGAGAAGAAAGAACCCUGCAGGUGGAUAUUGGAAACAAAAUCUAAAACACAAUCUCACAAUAAAAACAAACAAAACAAUAAUUUGCACUUUAAAAGGGCCACAAAACACUUCACUAACCCACACGAGUCAUUUUCUCCCCCACCGAGCUUCUUCUUUCCCCUCUCACUCUCAUCUCAUGGCCUCCACUCCUCCAAAUGACGAUGAUCACACCACCACUACCCUCCACUCCCGCCGCCAGCAAGCACUUCCAAAGCCGCCGACCGCCGCCGCCUGGUACAUGCCCCUCCUCGUGACAAACUACAUCCUCCUCUUGGUCGGCUCCAUCUCCUCCACCUUGCUCUCCCGCUACUACUUCAUCCACAAGGGCCGCAGCCGCUGGGUCUCCACGUGGGUCCAGACCGCCGGCUUCCCUCUCCUCCUCCCGCCCAUCUACCUCCCUUACUACCUCUUCCGCUCCACUCCGCGCCGCCCCUUUUCCCAUUUUACCCUCCCCAUCCUCCUCCUCUCCCUCUUAGUGGGCCUACUGUUGGGCCUCAACAACCUCCUCUUCUCCUGGGGGAACUCCUACCUCCCCGUCUCAACUUCCUCCCUCCUCCUCUCCUCCCAGCUCCUAUUCACCCUCAUCCUCUCCGUCUUAAUCGUCAAACAGAAGCUCACCUUCCAGAAUCUCAACUGCGUCAUCCUCCUCACCCUCAGCUCCAUCCUCCUUGGGCUCGGCUCCUCCGAUGAUAGGCCCACUGGGCUCACCCGCUCCAACUAUUUUGUCGGCUUCUUUUGCACCAUCGGUGCAGGCCUCCUCUUCGCCCUCUACCUCCCCGUUAUGGAGCGCAUUUACAGGCGGGUGGACAGCUACUUGAUGGUGAUGGAAAUGCAGCUGGUGAUGGAGGCGGUGGCGACGUUGCUGGCGGUGGUGGGGAUGGUGGCUUCCGGCGGCGGGGUGGAGGAGAUGAGGAGGGAGAGCGAGGAGGUGUUCGACAAAGGGGCGAGGGCGUAUUGGGGGACGGUGAUCGGGAACGCGGCCACGUGGCAGCUCUGCUUCAUGGGGACGGCGGGGAUGGUGUAUCUGACGUCCUCGCUGACGGGAGGGAUAUGCAUGACGGCGCUGCUGGCUAUGAACGUGCUGGGCGGGGUGGUGGCGUACGGGGAGGAGUUCGGCGGGGUGAAGGCGGUGUCAACGGUGUUGUGCGUUUGGGGGUUUUGUUCCUAUGUGUAUGGGAUGUAUGUUAAGAUGAAAAGAGGGAUUAAUAAUGAUAACGUUACUAGUGCUGGAGAAGAAGAUGGUGGUGAUAAUGGCAACGGCGGUGGUGGUAAAAUUCAGGUGACGGAGAUGGGUCGGGGAGAUGCAGUAGCCAACAAUGUCUGAUCUGAUGUGGAAGAGACUGAUGAUAUCUGUCUAUUUCAUUUUUCUUUUCUUCCUUUUCGGCCUUAACUUGUUGUUUUGCUACUUUUGGGUUCAAGGGUGGAGUCUGUGGGGUUAGUUAGACGGGAUUGUUCAUCUUAUGCUUCGAAUUUUGAUUACUCUAAGCUGUUAUAUUAUCAUAAUUAUAGGGUGGGAGAGAGACCUCUCGGGAACAAAAUAGAUAGGUAGAUAGAUAUAUAUGAAUUGCAUUAUAAGAAGGUUUUGUUCAAUUGGCUUAAUUAGAGUUGGUAUGGAAUCAAUUUGCAACUACAGU